CGUAACGCUGCACGAUUAGAUGAGUCUCGGCCUCCGUGGUGUGCUUUCGCCCGAGAAGAAUUUCGGAAGCUGUGAACAUCAUGGAAACCGUGAAAGCGAAGCGCAAGGAUAGCCAAGAAUCGAUGAAGGUUGGAAAGCAGCACGAUGUACUGCAGCAGAUACUGGAAAACAGGAGGAGGCAGGUUGGGCGGGCUGGAGGGCCGUGUGUUGGACGUCUUGAGCCGCACCGGCCCAGGCUACGCGCCGGUCGAUUUUUUUGCUGAUGACGCCGAGCAGGCAAGCUCCAGCGAGGAAGAGGCCGCUGCCGCCCAUGUGCCUCUCCCGACGGCCCCACCCCAAGUAUCCGUGGGCACAGAGCCGGGGACGAGCGGCACUGCACGACCACCACCUCGGCAGCAGCCCCAAAGACCACCUCGGCUGCAGGGCAGCAGAGGAAUGCGCGAGGCAGAGGCAGCUGGCGGAGGCUGCAAACGUGGAGGCUGUCGCCUUUCACCAGAUGCUUCUUGA
This is a messenger RNA of Dermacentor silvarum, 507 nucleotides long. RefSeq lists its product as uncharacterized. The record is from RefSeq and is a predicted model, not a curated record. The transcript has 5 exons. NCBI's taxonomy places the organism in Eukaryota, Metazoa, Arthropoda, Arachnida, Ixodida, Ixodidae. The coding region runs from base 145 to 507 and encodes 120 amino acids.